AUGCAAAACGAGUCGAGUGAAAAUGUGGCCCCAUCGAUGGCCACAACAGCUAUCGACGCGGCCGACUCCAUGCGCAGCACACCAGCCCCUGAGCCACGUCGUCCCAAGCCGGGCAUACUCCGGCUGGACAUAAGCAAGCCACGACGUUCAUCAGGUGGUUCCGUUGAUUUUCGUUGCGUGAGUGGUACUGGCGCUGGUGGUGGCGGUGGCGGUGGCAGCAGCAGCGCCAAUGUCACGGGCGCCAACAGUGAGGUAAGUGAGAAUGAUUUACUGUACGCCGGGGAGUGCUUACGAUUUGGCCAGGACACAGUCUAA
This is a messenger RNA of Drosophila novamexicana, 315 nucleotides long. RefSeq lists its product as uncharacterized. Lineage: Eukaryota; Metazoa; Arthropoda; Insecta; Diptera; Drosophilidae. Bases 1 to 315 code for a protein of 104 amino acids. The transcript is spliced from 2 exons. The record is from RefSeq and is a predicted model, not a curated record.